AGCAGUUUUGGCCGAGGUCAGUUUUUGUCGCCAGGGGAGCACACGCGGGUGGAGCGCGCAUCGCGAUGGCGUCUGCCAAGCUCAUCGCCCUUCUCGUGGCCUCCGCCCUGGAUGCCGGCGCCGCCUUUGUCGUGCCCGGCGCCCAGUCCCUGCGCGGGGCCCCGCCCGCGCCGGCCGCCGGGGCCGCCCCGCGGGGGGAGGCCGCCUUCAGCGGCGCAACCGCCCCCAGCGGACUGCGCAUCGCCGGCGUCGUCGCGGCCACCCUGGCGGCCGCCACCGCCAUGCGUGCUCGCAGGCCGGUCGUGGGAGGCAACUGGAAGUGCAACCCGGAGAAGAUGGCGGACCUCGACGCCCUGCCCCCUCCUGGACGUCGCCAACAUCCAGGCGUGCGACACCGCCAAGUGCGACGUGUACGUGUGCCCCUCGCCCCUGCACGUGGCCUACUGCACAGGCAAGUUCACCAACGGCGCCAAGGUCACGCCGCAGAACUGCAACUUCAAGGGCUGCGGCGCGUUCACCGGCGAGACGUCCGUGGAGCAGAUGAAGGACAUGGGCAUCGAGCAGGUCCUGAUCGGCCACUCCGAGCGCCGGGGCGAGUUCGGCAUCUUCCCCAUGGACGACAACAACACGCUGGCCACCAAGCUCAAGUACAUCUUGGACGCCGGGAUGUCGUGCGUCUACUGCAUCGGUGAGCCUAAGGAGAUCCGCGAGAAGGGGCUGGACGCUGUGCUGGAGGAGAUGCACGUGCAGCUUACUCCCAUCUACGGCCUCCUCGACCCCGCCAAGGUCGUCAUCGCCUACGAGCCCGUGUGGGCCAUCGGCACCGGUCUGACGGCCACGCCCGAGGCACGC
Molecule: messenger RNA, 852 nt
Organism: Prorocentrum cordatum
Lineage: Eukaryota; Dinophyceae; Prorocentrales; Prorocentraceae
Source: the annotation of a GenBank genome assembly